Schistocerca cancellata (South American locust) is the source of this 1048-nucleotide messenger RNA. RefSeq lists its product as uncharacterized. The record is from RefSeq and is a predicted model, not a curated record. The transcript has a single exon. Lineage: Eukaryota; Metazoa; Arthropoda; Insecta; Orthoptera; Acrididae. Bases 121 to 657 code for a protein of 178 amino acids.
UGCCAAUAAUGUGUGGAUUUCAGCAGUGAUUGUGUUCCGCAUUGUGUGGGUGUUAGCUGACAUUUCACCUGUAUCAACAGAAUUCACAGAUUGCGUAAAUUCUGUUGUCAACAAUUUGUCAUGGUUAUGGACGUCGUCACGUCGUGGGUUAUUGUACGGCGUUACGAUCAAGAUAACAAAUGUCCACAAGGAACAGAUGGCUUCAAUUCACCACCUAUCCCUAUACAUUUAAAACAUGACUCAAAUUUUAUGGAAAUUAAAACAGAAAUAAAAAACUGCUUAGGGCUCCCACAAGAUGGUUUUGAAGUGAUUAAACUAAGAAAUAAAGAUGGCACGCUACUAACAUUGUCAACUUUACUGCAAGGGAACUCUGCAUCAAAUCCGUACUACUUGGAUAUUGCUCGCAUUCAUCAAAAUACCCCAGCUUCCCCGCGAGUGGCAUUCUCUCCUACGUAUAUUGAGACAGUGAAAAAUAAGCUCGACAGUCUAGAGAAGCGUGUGUCCUGUGUCGAAUCGUUAGUUCCAGAACUCCGAACACAUCGCAUGGCAACAAUAGAUCGUACUAUGCAACAGCUGUCGUCGAAGGUUAAUUUCCUAGAUAAAAGAUUGGAAGAGCUCGCGCCCAUGGAAUGGAAAGCUCAUUUUCCGCAUACUUGAAGUGUUUAAUUAUGUGUUUGGUUUACACUUACGGUAGAAAGCUUUGUGUAUGUGGCUCUUUUUUUGUCCACUAAGCUGCAUUUCUCGUUACACAUCAGUUUGUAUAUUGAUUCUAGAUAGCAUAGCUUAACAUAACUAAUUUGUAUGCUGUUACAUAUAUUUAAGUAUAUCAUUGUAACUAUAUGGACGCCGAAGUGAUGUGUCAGUUACCGUGUGUCACUUACACUACAGCAGGAUGUUGUCGCUUGUGCUGAAUGAUACUAAUCUGUACAUUGAGAGCCCAUCAUGUUUCUUGAAUAAUGGAAUUACAUAAGUGUUUCAGCAUUAAUCAACUACGCAUUUAACCUAGACAACAUUUGUAAUUGUUACCUAAUAAUAAAGAUUUUUUAAC